AUGGAAAUCCAAGGAAUGGGAAGAGAUUUAAAAGAAAUUAUACUGAAAUGCUACUCAAGAGGCUUAUACUCUAUACCAUUCUUAAGUGAAAACGACAUACAAAAUCUAGCCAAAGAGGUCUGUAGAGAAAUGGAAGUUCCAGGUGAAAUUUCAGUGCAAAUUGUCAAUGGACUCAAAAGUGAAAAUAUUUCUCUUGAGCAGUUUAGCCAAACUUCCUGCCAAGUUUUAGAAGCUCAUUUAAAAAAUUUACAAAAAGUGCUGGAGUCUUAUUUCAUUGAUAAUAAUUUGAAGAAUAAUGGGAAACUUUUAUCUAUGAUCAACAAAAAUCCACAAGGGUUUGUGUCAUUGCUUUAUUUUUUGAGUCACAAAAAUAUUAAAAAUAUGACAACGUCAGUGUCUACCUUAGCUCUUGCCCUUAAAGACUCUAAAACUCUUGAACUCUCCGCAGAUAUAUCUAUAAUAAAAGCGAUAUCAGGCAAGCAGCAAAGAGAAGUUCAUAGCUUUUUGGUCUGAUCCAAAGAGUUUUGGAAGUCUUAGGAUUUAUCCUCUCACAUAGGAAGGUGACCCUUAGGCUGAGCACGCGCACAAGCUGAGUCGCAUGUGAUGUUAACGCUCCGAGCUAUACAUGCAACCCAGACAGAUGGGGUCUUGCUUUGGAAGCCUAUCCAUAUGAUGCACCAUUUUUAAGUAAUAAGAUGGUCCUGGACAUCACUUAUUGCCAGUCAAGUCCAUCUUUUUUGAGUGGCUUUUUAACACUAUAAACGCUUAAUACCUUCUAAGCUUGCCCUCAGAUAAAUCUAAUGUUAAAAGAAUUGCUCCACUCCCUGAACCUCAAGGACUUCAGUCAAGCUUCUAUCAUUUAGAUACGAGCCAAACUAUUUUAUCAUACAAGCCAUCUACAGAUGUCAGUAUUUUUGAGCCUUUAAAUUCACUUCCACAUCCCUAUAAAGGUGAACAAAUCCAAAUUGCCAGCAAUUUAUCAACACUUUGCUAUUAUAAAGAAAGCAUAUUAUACAAAUUUGAGCUGCCAAGUCUAAAAGCAUCUUAUACUCAGAGUAUUAAAAAUAUUACAACUAUUGAUAUAAGACAAGAUUCCAAUAUUUUAAUAUACGCUGUUGAGAAAAAAGAGAUUAUAAUUGUAGACCUCGCUAACUUCACAAUAUUAUUUUCUUAUAAUGUUGUGGAUGGGACAGUAGAAGGAAUUGUGUGGCAUCCUACUGAGCAAAAUAUGUUUGCAAGUCACUCUGCGUCUGAAGUUACAGUCAUGAUUUGGAAAAAUUCAUUUUCCCUUAAUGCUCCUGAUUGGUUUAAAGUCCUUUCUUUUGGAGCUAAAAUUCUCAGUAUUGCUCUAGCUCCUAAUAAUCCAGAUUUAUUAGCUGUAGCUUUAGGCCAAGGAAAAGUCCUGGUUGUCACUAUAAGUGACGAAAACACUAUUUUCAAUACAAAUCCUCACACUUAUAACACAAUGAUGUAUUCUCCUAAUAUCACCGUUAAUUUUUUGACUAAUACUUAUUUGUUAACAUCAGGCAGAUCACAAAAUGAAUUUUGUAUAUUCAGCAUUGAGAAUCAGACGAAAUUGCAUACUUUGGCAAUACAAUCAAUGACACACAAAAAAAUAUCUGUGAUAGGGAAAUCGAUUUUAAUAGCAGGAAUUAAUGAUCCGUUCAUAAGUCUUGUAAAUAUUUCAGAAAUCAAUGACUGCUUGAUGUUCUCGUCUAUCAUUGACUAUAAACUUAGCUCAAAUAUAGCAAUAGCUGCUUUAUCAGGCUCAAAUCGGUUUUCAGUAAUAAAUAGAACGGGCAUUUCUGUCUAUUCAUUAUUAGGAGAAGAAGAGGAAUCAAAAGCUAUAAUAGUCCCUCAGCCAGAACAGCCAAUUGAAAAAGAACCAGACGAAAACUCAAUGAUUGACAAAAUGUGUGACAUUGUCCAGCUGAAAAUGAAUAAAGUUUCAGACAAAAUAAACAAUUUAAGCAAACUGCUUUGGGUAAAAACUCCUAUUCAAGACUGAAGCAACAGCAUUUUCGAAGAAAACCUCAAAAACACCACAAAAGUUGUAAAAACUAAAACCAAAGAAGCUUCAGACUCAACAGUAACCCCAGCUUUCCAAAGCUCAGUCAAUGAAAUUUUGCUUCAAGUCACCCAAAAUUUCGAUGCUGGAAUAAAAGAUUUCAAUGAAAAAGACUCAAAUUUAUUACACGAAUUAGAAAUAAUUAAUAGAGAAUACGAAGGCAAGCUCACACUUUUUGACGACAUUAUUAAGAUUUUUACAGAAAGCUGCAACAAGCAUAUGAAUCAGCUAAAAGAGUGUGAAGAAACGAUGAAUCAAAGAGUAAUUGCUUUGGGCGGAGAAAAGAAGACAGUAAGGAUCCAAGAAGAAGUCAACGUUCUCCUUGCCAAAGGCGAAUUUGAAGAAGCUGUAUUAAAAGUUAUCAAAAACCCCAAAGACUUAUAUGCAGUUUUAAAAGUGAUGAACCCAAGACCUCUGCUUGCUUCACAAAAACUAACCAAAUCUACAGUCCAAAAAAUCAUAAAUCAAAUAGAAACAUUGCCACCUUUAGACGGCCAGCUCCCUGAAAAGCAAACGUGGUUGGAGUCUCUUUCUUAUUAUAGGCAUAAUUAG
Blepharisma stoltei is the source of this 2620-nucleotide messenger RNA. Lineage: Eukaryota; Ciliophora; Heterotrichea; Heterotrichida; Blepharismidae. The record is from the annotation of a GenBank genome assembly.